Molecule: messenger RNA, 2790 nt
Organism: Symbiodinium natans
Lineage: Eukaryota; Dinophyceae; Suessiales; Symbiodiniaceae
Source: the annotation of a GenBank genome assembly
AUGGAGCGGAUUGGACAAAGCGAUGUUGCCACCAUCCUGGGUCGACUCCACCAGGAGCUCAAGUCACAGACGCGCGACAGCAAGGCGGAGCAGCACCAGCUCAUGCGCAAGGCCUUUCACUACGUCACAGCCUCCCUGCAUCAGCCUACGCCGGGAAUGGUCGGAGGGGCAGGGAACACCCAGGCCAGGAAGCUGAGUGAAGUGACACACCGGGUGCUCCAGGAGCUCUUUGCCCUCCUGGUCGGUGACAGCGGAUUUGCUCCGCCAAGGAUCCGAAUCUUGAGCUCAGCGCUGGUCCGCGAGCUGUCUUCUGGCGAGGUCCCUUACUUCUUCCGUGAUAACUUUGGUGGUAACUUUGACCACUAUGAUCAGAACAAAGUGGUUUACUUUCUGCCCGUGCUGUCACAGCUGCUGAAUGCAGAUCUCCUGGUCAAGAAUAUUCCUAACCUGGUGAUGUGGUUUACAAGCGAUUCCACGAGCAUGAGCCUGAAGACCGCAGCGCUCACAAACCUCCUCGCGGCCGUGCAGCGAUUUCCGAAUGUCUUGGAUCAGGAUCAACACAUCCGGCCCAUGGAAUCGCAGUUCUGCAAGCUGCUGACGGGUGCAUCAUUGGAGACGCGUAAAACCACGUCCACCACCUUGUUUGGGGUACGGAUUGUUUCAUCCUCGGCGUCGUGCAACGUGACUGAAGUGGACGGCACGCCCACGCGGGAUUUCUUCACCUGCAUGAACAACUCCUACGACUACUCCGAUGAUCAGCUCCUCAACGUCCACAUCUUCAGCUCCUUGUACUGCUGGCUCUUCUACCUUUACCAGGCGCAGCUCCUGGAGAUCCGCAAGCGGCAAAGCAGGGAUGACAUCGUCUCGAAGCUGGAACACUACGGGCUAGUACACGGUGAGGCUCCCAAGGAGGUACCCUUAAAUGAGCUGAAGAAAAGUGACAAGAGUUCAUUGAUCGGGCACUUCACCUUGGAUGAGGAGUUCCGAGAGGUGGUCAUAAGCAUCUGCCUGCGCAUUUUGUCGCAGGUUGAGCUGGACAUUGUCCGUGACGGCCCGCAGCAGAUGAGGCUGGGUGCACGGUAUGUUAUCUCAGAGUUGGAUUGGAUGAGGGAGUUUAUUGAGGGUGUGUCCAUGGAAGCUGUGCGGAUAUUGGACCUGCUUUGUCUGAUGGAUCCGUCGCUGGUGACGCGAAUCUUCCCGGCCGUGAAGAAAGUCUACGAGCGAACUGCGAAUCGGCAAAGCGGAGUUGUGUUUGCUGCAGUUCUACAGUUCUUCGUAAACCACGGGCAGCAUGUGAUCUUCGACGUGGAUCCUGUGUUGCACCACUUCUUUGAGGAUUACGUCUCUGUGCGCUACAGACAGCAGCUUCUGGCCAUGAGCACACUGCUCUUCCUUACCACAAACACCUCCAAGAUGCUGUUGCACACUCCCGUGUUCCCAAAGUACUACCCGGCCAUCAUCAAGCUGCUGGUUUGGCACCCCCGCACGCUGGCCGAGGAGGUCUUGCCCAUCGUUCCUGCCAUGGUGGGCCCGAGCUCCUUCGCGGAGCUCUUUCACACCCUCCUGGAUCUUCCCUUGACGGCGGCCUUCAUGGAGCAGUACGAGAGGCCAGAUGAGCAUUCGGAUGGGCAGAUGACCCGGCUUGGCCUUGACAGGACUCCACCGUUUAAGACCGUUCACCAGUACAUCAUGCGGAACCAAGCUGGGGGUGCGUGCAUCUGGGAAGCUCGAGAUGAAGCACAGCUGAGCAUGAUCCGCGUCUUGUGGAACUCCCUGCCCGUGACGCCUCGCGUCUCGAGCGUCUGCAAGCUGGUGCCUCGCUUCCUGCGAGUUUAUUUUGAUGUGCUACUCAGCAACGCGCCACCGGAAUGCAUCGAGAGGGUCGUGCCACUGCUCCUGCAGCGCUUUGCCUCGCUCUAUCCCGUGGACUUCUUCCUAAACUCCGUGCACACACUCAUCAUCGACACGCUGCAGGCCAUCUUCCAGCAGUGGCCGGCCUUCCUCAUGUCGCUCAAGCGGGAGGUCGUUCACGCAAUCUCCACCCACCUGGAUGUGCAAGGAAGGCUCUUGGUGCUCCACCUUUGUUGGAUCAUUGGAGAGCUGCUCCGGCCGCCGCUGUACGAGAAUGGGGGACGGGGAGGUGUGGCCAUGUUCUUCGAGGCCCUGGAGACCCUCGCUUAUCAGGCCAUCUCAGUCCGCGUGCCGGAGCCAGAGGAGGCGGCCAAAGAGCCCAAGGUCUCAGAGAGCCGGGAGCCCGAGAAGGGCCCCGGCCCCACGGGGAGCCAGGAGGAUGAAGGCGCCGAGGAGGGCGACCAUUCGCCCGAGGUCGUCAAGGUGGAGUUCGCCGUGGAGGAGAUCUUCUCACCGCGCUUCGUGGCCGUCAUCACUGCAUCUUUGACAAAGCUUGGGACAAAGUUUCCCGAGUUUGCCCCUCGUGUUGUUCUCUGCCUGCUUAAGAUGCAGCAGCACUACGCUACCGACUUCAGUGACGGUGUUGAGUUCGUAAGAGACCGGCUGGCUGACUCCCUGCAGCUUCUCCGACACUCUGCGAUCUCUAGCUCAGUUUACAGCUCCUCGACAUUCCUGGGCUUCGAGACCGAUCGAGCCCUUUCCUCUGUCUCCGCCUUGUCAUCUUUGGGCCACCUCUCCCAUGACCCCUCCACAUCUGGUGCAGCCUUACAUGACUUCGAGCUACCGUACCAGCCGCCCAUCGCCGCCGCUGCAGACGACCGAUUGCUGGCCUGGACCCCGCUUGGUGCCCCGAAGAGUCAAGACGUCAGAAGAGCGUGA